Bufo bufo (common toad) is the source of this 4848-nucleotide messenger RNA. RefSeq names its product transmembrane protein 170B (gene TMEM170B). The transcript is spliced from 4 exons. Bases 372 to 770 code for a protein of 132 amino acids. Gene Ontology annotation, cellular component: plasma membrane. NCBI's taxonomy places the organism in Eukaryota, Metazoa, Chordata, Amphibia, Anura, Bufonidae. Gene Ontology annotation, biological process: negative regulation of canonical Wnt signaling pathway. The record is from RefSeq and is a predicted model, not a curated record.
UGAUGAGGGGGAGGAGGAGACAUCGAAUGGGGGUGAUGAUGGUGCUGGAGGAUGCAGGUUGGCUGCUUCGGUGCCCACACAGCAGCAGCGCAGGGCUUGUGGCAGCUCGUUGCCCCCAGCGGUAGCGCCUCACUGGCCGCCAGGAAGAAGAGCUAGUCGGGCAAGGCUAGGGAGCGCCUGGCAGCAGCAGCCCUCUUCCUCAAUGUCUCCCCUGCGAGGCUGCUUCUCCUCCCCGCUCCAGCUGCGCCCUCCGCUCAUCCCCAGGCCGUCGCUGCUUGGCCUCUUGCUGCUUGAACUCCUUGUGCUGCUUCUGGAGGAGGAGGAGCAGCUGUCCGGGAGCCCCACGUCUCCUUCACCCCCUGAGGAGCACAAUGAAGGCGGAGAAGGAGGACCUGUCCAUGAUCAACCUGUCUGUGCAGCAAGUGCUGAGCCUGUGGGCACACGGGACGGUGCUGAGGACCCUGACCGAGAUGUGGUAUUGGGUUUUCCUAUGGGCCCUCUUCUCCUCCCUCUUUGUCCACGGAGCAGUAGUAGUUCUGAUGUUCGUCAUGCUACAGAGGCACAAACAGGGGAGGCUCAUAUGUGUGGUGCUGGUCAGCAUUGGGUUCCUGGCGUCUGUCACCGGAGCAAUGAUAACUAGUGCAGCAGUUGCAGGCAUAUAUCAAGUUGCAGGAAAGAACAUGGCACCUCUAGAAGCUUUAGUGUUUGGCGUUGGGCAGACAGUGCUGACUGUAAUCAUCUCCUUCUCACGUGUUCUUGCCACACUAUGAGACAUUCAAACUGGAAGUAUUUGAAGGAAUGGAUAUGUUCAGAAGGAAAGUAAAUGCACAUGUUUUAUUAUAUACAUAAUGUUGUAGUGCGGACCACUACACAUUGUGUAGUAAUAAAUAACGAUAUGUUGAAGAGUGACCCUCAGGAGAACUUAACAUUUAAAGGGAAGAUCAUCUCUUCAGAAAAAGUGGCUUCCGAUUGCUAAGCUGUUGCACUAAUAAAAUGUCAAGCACCUCAUGUGCCUCAAUCCCAGGCAAGGAGCAGUACAUUUUCUACAAUGCUGUAGGGAGGCGCACCUUGCAGAACUGGUCUGGUCAUCUAGUCCUCUAGUGUUGUGAGCAUGGCAGUGGUGUGUACAGUGUUGUUCAGGAGAUUUCAUUAUAUCACACGAGAUGAGAUUUUUUAAUUAGGAUACCAAAUAGUUACAUAAUCUUUUUGGGGGUAUUCUGAUCAUCGGAUACACACUACAGGAGGUUCUUCUGCGAUACGGACAUUGACAUUGGAGACCCCAGAAGACUGUACCACUGCUGUGGAUAAAAGGCAAUGGUGAAAGGCUUAUAUGUGCCAAAUUAUUUUUGUAAGUCUUUUUUUUAUCAGUUUAGUCUUAGAUGGUGACAUGCUGAUUAUUGAUGUCAUGAUCAUUUAGAAAGUGAUAAAUACUUAGCAGUGAACCUUGAGGCUUGUGUACUGGCCAGCAAGAACAAACAUUUCAUGACUUAAGUUCUAAGGAUCUAAUAGGAUUCAUAAGUCUGUGUAUUUCAUUUUUAUACAACAUCUUGAUAAUUACAACUGCUAGUACCACCAACUGAAGCUCUGCUGAUAUACCGUUUGAACUGUCCGUCUAAGGUAUAUGUUAGGAGGAUUUCCUAACGUAUACCUCAACAGACGUAUGCCACUGUAUAGGCAAACAGUAAAAGAAGUCUCCAGAAGGCUCCCAAAAAAAAAAGUAUCCCGCACAGGAACAAAUUUUCACUUUAUUCCUCAGUGUAUAAUAGGGCAGGCUACUAUACUGUGCUCUAUACAGCAGAAACAAAGGCUUGCUGAUACAUACUAGCCUGGUGUAUUUCAAAAGGACACCUUUAUGGCAUACGCCUGGUUAAUGGGGCCCUAUGGAUUUUAAUUGUCCCAAUGCAUUCGUCAGACACAGUUAACAAAUGGUAUAAUAACAGAACCUUAGCCAAUAUAUUCUGAGCAAUCCAGAAAGGAAGCUGUCAGCAACCCAUCUCAUGGGAAGGUACUUAAAGGGAUUGUGCGCUGUAAUGAUAUGGAUGGACUAUCCUCAGCAUAGUUCAUUAAUAUCAGAUUGGCGGGGUCUGACUCUUGACAGCCCCACCGAUCAGCUGUUUCAAGGUGUGACUGCUGUGUCCUCCUCAGUGUUUAAAUGGUCACUAACUUUUCACACAGCUGUGGAUAAAUCAAUAGUACAAGCAACCAUAAGAAACUUUGAAAUGUAUCUUAUCAGACAGAAAUGUCUACUUCUCCAGUUAUCAGUUGUUUACCCUCUGUCCUUUGGCUUGCUAAAUGUUUCCAGGACAGAGCAGCUCAUUGAAUGAUCAAUUUACACAUGUAAAUACAAGUCUAUGGAGAGGAGAGGGGGAGGAAUGAACUUGAGCUGAGAGAGACACACACAGACAAGAAGACUGCUGCAGCUAAGUAGCUCAGCCCUAGUGUUUUAUUCACACACAUAUACAGGUUAGUUCUUCUUUCUAAUGUGCUUUAUGAGUAUGAGAAAGUUAAGAAGCAGAUUCUCCUCUACUUUCUGUGUGCCCAACCAGCUCUAGGAGAACUGCCAACUAGAAAUAUUGGGGAAAACUGCUAAAAAAAUGGCAAAUACAAAUGAUACAGAAAAUAGUGUCAGAAAUAGUGUUAUUCCUCAUGUACACAAACUGUACUAUUGAUUAAUGCAAAGUUUGUUGAAAGAUUAGGCACGCUUUAACUGGACACUGUCUAGCUUGUAGAAGCAAUGCAGUGUUAUUACAACUUCUUGUCCAUUCACUUGAAUGGGAUGAGCAGUUAUAAUUAAACUGCAAUAGCCGCUAUAAUCUAGACCUCUAGGAGUCAGACCCUGGCUGAUCUGAUACUGAUGACCUAUCCUGAACACCAUUACAGUGUACAACCUCUUUAAGGAUUCUGGUGCAUUCUUACUUGCAUACAGUAGGGCACAGUUACUAAUCAAGAUGUGUUAGGAGCGCAUGCCUUGCAACACAUUUAUUGUCUUAGACGCUUUUAUGGUGUGACAAUUGUGCCAAAAUUCUGGCGCCAGAAUUAGUAGGUGGUAUAGGUGAUAUAAUUUUAGACUGGACAACCUAAGGUGUUCCACGUUUAUCAUCCAGCAUCAGCCACUGUGAUAAAUCUAGUGCAUCUUUACAUUGUCAAAAUGUUAGAAAGGCUUAGUAAAUCUGUCGCAGUGUAUCUUUCGGUCAUAUUUGCAGUUUGCUAUACCACGGAUCCACACUGGGGCUAAUCCAACACAUGGUUACAGGCACACGGAGUCCCUGUGUUUCCCCCCUACGGAGACACAGGUAAACUGUGUGGCCUGUUAGGUAUUUCAGUACAACACCGUAUUAUGGAAGUAUUCUGUAUCAUAAGGAAUGUCUCCAUAAUACAGUAUUCUGUGGAAUUUGGUAGAAUAAUCUUUCUUUGAGAUUCUGUAUGGACUUGAGAGAGUCCAUAGACUUCUGUAUGAAACUGGAGUCGUAUGGUGGCACAGUAUGAGCCCAUGUACUUCUGUGUGUGCCGUAAGUUGUACAAAACCAUAAAGGGCUGGGACUCUUAAUCUGCAUCAUCUGACUUGUUAAAUGAUAUGUAAUACUGAUAUGGCAGAGCUGAGUUUACAUCUAGCACAAUUUAUAUUAUGCAUCGUCUGUGUGGCUCAUCACUGAUACAUUGACUAAAUAUGAUUCUUCUAGAUCUGUAUAAGUUGACAUACAACUUUCAGUUUUCUUCUUUCAUAGUAAAGAACAUGAUGUGAUAAUUAGAAAUAUGAGUAUUAUCCUCAAGGGUUUGAUUCAUAAAAGUACCGUAUGUCUUUUGUUUUCAGCUUUAAUUGGUAUAAAUGGUUGAGAACAACAAAGAUUGGUUUGACAUUAUUUUUUUUCCUCUUACUGAGAUGGUAUCUCCAGCUAUGACUCUGCAGGAGCAAUAAUAUAGAUCCAGCAAAUUAAAUACUGGAACGUAAGGAACAUUUGCUGAUGAGCAUUCUGCACUAUUAAUAUAUCACAAUGAUAUUUGCCAGUCUUACUAUAUAUCCUCUCUGAGGUUCUCGAAGUGCAUGUUUAACAAUGCCUGUUUUAUAUGCUAUAACUCUCAGUAUUUAAUCCAACAUAAGAUUACCUAAAUCUAAAUGAUGUAAAGUUGAUGUUCACCCAUGAACAUGACUAUAAGGUUUACAUAGCGUACACUGCAUAACAUAAAAUGUUUUAUACAUCUUGUACCUAUCCUGACUUAUUCCGUAAAUUAUAGUUCAGAGCAAUUCUGCAGGCUUUAGAGAAGAAAUCUCCCAGCAUUCUUUGCUUGCUUUAAGUUGGUUUGCAUUCUGGCGUAUUUCUUACUUGCUCUGUAUAGUAAUGUAAAGUAGGAAUGAAAUUUCCCACCGCAUUGCUGAUAGUUUCCAAUAACAUUCAGUAGAAUUUUAAAUGUAGUUCAGGGCUAUAAUACAAGAAUAAACUAGUAAAAACAUUUUGGGGCACAUUUAUUAAGACCGGCGGUCCUAAUAAGGCCCUGUGCUAGAGUUUCACGUCACGCCCACAAUUUUAGACCUGGCGUGAGCGAGGCGAAGUAGCAGAUAGCGGCGCAAUGGUCAUCUGCGUCUGAAAUACGCCUAAUUAAGGCAUAUUUCAGAAUAAUAAAUGACCCUCUCCAUUUUAUGUAGCGUGUGUGUAUGUUUAUGGGAGUCAGGAGAGAUGGAUGUUAGCGGGUGCCUAUGUUAUGUUUAAGGCCAUUGUUAAGUGUGUCAUUUGCUACCCAAACAAAGUAACUGAGUCCCAUAAAGAGUACAAAAAUGAAUUGAUCUCCCAGCCUUAAGGGAAUGACACUUUGAACAGCAUAAGGAUCGACUACAUUCUGGUGGUAGGCGAA